Messenger RNA from Hordeum vulgare subsp. vulgare (domesticated barley), 2325 nucleotides. Its product is annotated as heat shock cognate 70 kDa protein. NCBI's taxonomy places the organism in Eukaryota, Viridiplantae, Streptophyta, Magnoliopsida, Poales, Poaceae. The record is from RefSeq and is a predicted model, not a curated record. Gene Ontology annotation, molecular function: heat shock protein binding; ATP hydrolysis activity; misfolded protein binding. Gene Ontology annotation, biological process: protein refolding; cellular response to unfolded protein. Gene Ontology annotation, cellular component: cytoplasm. The transcript is spliced from 2 exons. The coding region runs from base 177 to 2135 and encodes 652 amino acids.
CCUCCCUCCCCACCAGUUCCAUCGCGACCGAUUCCCAACUCGCAGCAAGCAAUCAAGCGAUUUUUCUGAGAUCUCGAGUUCUUAUUACAGUAGCAAGUUUCCGAUUUCGUCUUCGAGCUCCUUUUCUGUUUCCCCCGUUCGAGCUUAGAGAGGAGGAGGAGGAGGAGAGGGGAGAGAUGGCCAAGGGAGGAGAGGGCCCGGCGAUCGGCAUCGACCUCGGCACCACCUACUCAUGCGUCGGCGUGUGGCAGCACGACCGGGUGGAGAUCAUCGCCAACGACCAGGGCAACCGCACCACGCCCUCCUACGUCGGCUUCACCGACACCGAGCGCCUCAUCGGCGACGCCGCCAAGAACCAGGUCGCCAUGAACCCCACCAACACCGUCUUCGAUGCCAAGCGGUUGAUUGGCAGGCGGUUCUCCGACCCGUCCGUGCAGAGCGACAUGAAGCUGUGGCCGUUCAAGGUCAUCCCCGGCCCUGCUGACAAGCCGAUGAUCGUCGUGCAAUACAAGGGCGAGGAGAAGCAGUUCGCCGCCGAGGAGAUCUCCUCGAUGGUGCUCAUCAAGAUGAAGGAGAUCGGUGAGGCCUACCUCGGCACCACCAUCAAGAACGCCGUCGUCACGGUGCCGGCCUAUUUCAACGACUCGCAGCGCCAGGCCACCAAGGACGCCGGGGUCAUUGCCGGCCUCAAUGUGAUGCGCAUCAUCAACGAGCCCACUGCCGCCGCCAUCGCCUACGGCCUUGACAAGAAGGCCAGCAGCUCCGGCGAGAAGAACGUGCUCAUCUUCGACCUUGGCGGCGGCACCUUCGAUGUGUCGCUGCUCACCAUCGAGGAGGGCAUCUUCGAAGUGAAGGCCACCGCCGGCGACACCCACCUCGGCGGCGAGGACUUCGACAACCGCAUGGUGAAUCACUUCGUACAGGAGUUCAAGCGCAAGCACAAGAAGGACAUCAGCGGCAACCCUCGCGCCCUGCGCCGGCUGCGCACGGCCUGCGAGCGCGCCAAGCGCACCCUGUCGUCCACCGCCCAGACCACCAUCGAGAUCGACUCCCUAUACGAGGGCGUCGACUUCUACUCGACCAUCACCAGGGCUCGCUUCGAGGAGCUCAACAUGGACCUGUUCCGCAAGUGCAUGGAGCCCGUGGAGAAAUGCCUCCGCGACGCCAAGAUGGACAAGAGCACCGUGCACGACGUCGUGCUCGUCGGCGGCUCCACCCGCAUCCCCAAGGUGCAGCAGCUGCUUCAGGACUUCUUCAACGGCAAGGAGCUGUGCAAGAGCAUUAACCCCGACGAGGCCGUGGCCUACGGCGCCGCAGUGCAGGCCGCCAUCCUCAGCGGCGAGGGCAACGAGAAGGUGCAGGACCUGCUCCUGCUCGACGUCACGCCGCUGUCGCUCGGCCUGGAGACCGCCGGCGGCGUGAUGACGGUGCUCAUCCCGCGGAACACCACCAUCCCGACCAAGAAGGAGCAGAUCUUCUCCACCUACUCGGACAACCAGCCGGGGGUCCUGAUCCAGGUGUUCGAGGGCGAGCGCGCGCGGACCAAGGACAACAACCUGCUGGGCAAGUUCGAGCUGUCCGGCAUCCCCCCGGCUCCCCGCGGCGUGCCCCAGAUCACCGUCUGCUUCGACAUCGACGCCAACGGCAUCCUCAACGUGUCGGCCGAGGACAAGACCGCCGGGGUGAAGAACAAGAUCACCAUCACCAACGACAAGGGGCGGCUGAGCAAGGAGGACAUCGAGAAGAUGGUGCAAGAGGCGGAGCGGUACAAGGCGGAGGACGAGGAGCUGAAGAAGAAGGUGGAGGCCAAGAACGCGCUGGAGAACUACGCCUACAACAUGAGGAACACAAUCAAGGACGACAAGAUCGCCUCCAAGCUCCCCGCCGACGACAAGAAGAAGAUCGAGGACGCGAUCGACGGCGCCAUCAGCUGGCUCGACACCAACCAACUCGCGGAGGCGGACGAGUUCGAGGACAAGAUGAAGGAGCUGGAGGGCGUCUGCAACCCCAUCAUCGCCAAGAUGUACCAGGGCGCUGGCGUGGACAUGGGUGGCAUGGGCGGCGCCGCCGGCAUGGACGAGGAUGCGCCGGCCGGUGGAAGCGGCGCGGGGCCCAAGAUCGAGGAGGUCGAUUAAACUGGAAGAGGCGGUGGUGAUUCUGGUAGCGGGACAGUCUGAAAGUCUGAAAUGUGGUGGGUUCGUGUUGUGAGUCGAGAUGGAGAACUUUUGGGUCAUUGAUUGGAUGUCAGUGUUAUGUAAUCCUGAACUUGGGUCGAUUUAAGUAGCCGGUAUUGUACCGGUGUUUGCUUCGGAUCAUGUUAUCUUU